Messenger RNA from Gloeophyllum trabeum ATCC 11539, 1326 nucleotides. RefSeq names its product TPT-domain-containing protein. Bases 1 to 1326 code for a protein of 441 amino acids. Gene Ontology annotation, biological process: UDP-glucose transmembrane transport. The record is from RefSeq and is a predicted model, not a curated record. Gene Ontology annotation, cellular component: cis-Golgi network; Golgi apparatus; endoplasmic reticulum-Golgi intermediate compartment. The transcript has 6 exons. Gene Ontology annotation, molecular function: antiporter activity. NCBI's taxonomy places the organism in Eukaryota, Fungi, Basidiomycota, Agaricomycetes, Gloeophyllales, Gloeophyllaceae.
AUGAUACAACCUCAUGCAUCCCAGAACGGCUACUCCCUGGCUCCGGGCGUCGAAUCCUCAUACUCUGACGACGUGCAACCCGACGUCCACGCAAGCGGAAAUGUUGAGACUGGUUCCCAAACGGCAGCGGACGUUCAUCUUGCCAGCACGGAGGAAAAGCGACGCUUGUGGUGGAGGAACGCGGUCAUUAAUGUGAUCUUCAUAGGGUCUUGGUUCUUGUUCGCCACGCUACUGUCUGUCUAUAAUAAAUGGAUGUUCUCUCCUGAUCACUUCGGCUUUCCAUACCCCAUGUUCGUUACAACAUUCCACAUGUUCAUUCAAUUUGGGCUGGCCGCCUGCCUCCGGCAUUUCUUUCCAGAACGAUUUAAGCCCGCUCUCUCCCCCAACAAGGAAGAUUAUGGUCGUAAGGCCGUACCAUGCGCUAUGACAACAGGACUAGACAUCGGAUUCUCUAACUUAUCUUUGAAAACAGUGACAUUAUCGUUUUACACUAUGUGCAAAUCAUCCUCGCUAAUAUUUGUACUUAUAUUCGCCUUUCUCUUCCGGCUCGAGCGCUUUUCCUGGCGUUUAAUUGGUGUCAUCCUCCUUAUCGUCGCCGGAGUCGUCCUCAUGGUCGCGACCGAGACGCACUUCGUUCUGGGCGGCUUCUUGCUCGUUAUCUCCGCUAGCGCUCUGGGAGGCCUACGGUGGAGUCUGACGCAAAUAUUGCUAAAGAACAAGAAAAUGGGUAUGGAUAAUCCAGCCGCGACUAUCUUUUGGUUGUCCCCGGUCAUGGGGAUCACGUUGCUGGUUGUCAGUGCGGUCAUCGAGCAGUGGUGGCCGGUCUUCUCCACUCCGUUCUUUGACGGACUGGGAGCGACGAUUUACACCGUGCUAUAUCUUAUUUUCCCGGGCGUACUGGCCUUCUGCAUGGUCUUGAGUGAAUUUUAUAUACUGCAGAGGGCCGGCAUGCUCCCUAUGUCAAUAGCCGGCAUCGCGAAAGAAGUCACGACGAUCUCGAUAUCAGCCUGGUUAUUCGGAGACGAACUCACGCCCUUGAAUAUCACCGGCGUGGCGAUUACCGUCUGCGGCAUCAUUCUGUUUACCUUCCACAGGUAUAGGAAAUCGAUCGAGUCCACCGUCCCUGUGGAUGCGCACGGCAAUCCAAUAGAAGAGGACGACGUAGAAACCGAUGAAGGGCGAGUCGGUCUUCUGCGCCCUAGCCAAGAUAUGCUGCACGGCGCUGAUCACGCUGCCAGAAGUAGUCACGAGCAUCCUGCGGUAUGUCAUUCUCUUAACACUGCACCACCGAAUUAUUCGGAAUUCUGCGCUCCGCAGUCCCGAUGA